Messenger RNA from Candidozyma haemuli, 723 nucleotides. RefSeq lists its product as uncharacterized. Gene Ontology annotation, biological process: peptidyl-proline hydroxylation to 4-hydroxy-L-proline. The coding region runs from base 1 to 723 and encodes 240 amino acids. Gene Ontology annotation, molecular function: L-ascorbic acid binding; iron ion binding; procollagen-proline 4-dioxygenase activity. Lineage: Eukaryota; Fungi; Ascomycota; Pichiomycetes; Serinales; Metschnikowiaceae. The transcript has a single exon. Gene Ontology annotation, cellular component: endoplasmic reticulum. The record is from RefSeq and is a predicted model, not a curated record.
AUGCCACCUAAAAAGCUGCUGGCAAAGCAAAAGGCUCCCUCCUAUGUCUUUCCACAAAGGCUUUUUGAACAGUCCAAGUCGCUCAAAAAACAAUUCUACGUUCCACAACCUGAGACGAUCAUUCCUGGGCAGAUUGUCACCAUUGAACAUUUCUUCAGUGAAGACUUCUGUGACCAAUUGAUCAGUUCCUUUGAGUCUGAUCUUAAGCUAGAGACUACUCCGCUCAUAAAGAGUAAAGAUUAUGCUGCAAGGUAUAAUGACAGAAUAUCGUUGACAGACAACGAAGCAGCCAGUGCAUUAUGGGACUAUCUUAAACAGAUCCUACUACAGAAGGUGGACUAUGAAGAUGAAGAGCUCGAACAAAUCAAUGAAAUCUUUUCAGACGCCAAAAGCUUGAAUCCACAGCUUCGAGUUUACCGAUACACGAAGGGCCACCAUUUUGGUAAGCAUUAUGAUGAUUCAGUGAAAUGUCCAUUGGCACACGAUCCUACCAAAACAGGGCACACGAAAUGGACGCUACUUAUUUAUUUAACUGGUGGAGACGAAUUUGUCGGAGGAGGCACGAUCUUCUACCCUGAUUCCAAUAGUAAAAGCGAGAUCAAUGUGCAUCCCACUAAAGGGUUAGCGCUUCUCCAUAAACACGGUGAUGAUUGCUUACAGCAUGAGGCAGAGAUAGUCAAGGAAGGAGUGAAAUGGGUUUUAAGAAGUGAUGUAACGUAUUAG